Molecule: messenger RNA, 2625 nt
Organism: Polypterus senegalus (gray bichir)
Lineage: Eukaryota; Metazoa; Chordata; Cladistia; Polypteriformes; Polypteridae
Product: acetyl-coenzyme A thioesterase
Exons: 15
Coding region: 98-1927 (609 amino acids)
Cellular component (GO): extracellular exosome
Molecular function (GO): acetyl-CoA hydrolase activity; lipid binding
Source: RefSeq, a predicted model, not a curated record
UAUCUCAGCCUGAAUUCACUGCCUACUUAGAUAGUUUAUUAACUCAACGGCAUGGAUCGAGCAGAGGUAAGAUGAGAAGAUAGAGAAAUCACCAGAAAUGAAUCUUGCUGGCAGUUCAGACUGCAUGGACACAGGUCCUGGGGACAGCUGUUGUCUGGAAAGGAGUCUGCUGAGGGCCAACACAAUCCUGAAGCCUGUCUCUUCUCAUGAGACUGUAGGAGCCAAUGAUAGUAAGGCAUGCAAUCAUAUGGAAGAUACAGACUGGAUGAAAGAGAAGUCCUCUCCCAGUUUAAGGCAGGUGGAAAUGUGUCAGUUUGUUUUGCCUUUCCAUGCCAACCACAAAGGAGAGCUUUCUGCAGGGCAGCUUUUAAAGUGGAUUGACACCACAGCAUGUCUGGCAGCCGAGAAGCAUUCUGGAAUUCCCUGUGUCACAGCUUCAGUGGAUGACAUCCAGUUUGAAGAAACUGUAAAGAUUGGACAAAUUAUCAAUGUUAAGGCUACAGUGAACAGAGCCUUCAACACCAGCAUGGAGGCUGGGAUCACUGUUUCAGUACAAGAUGUCCAGAGUGGAAAUUUGAAAAGAGUCUGUGUUGGAUAUUCAACAUUUGUUGCAAGGCCAGCAGCAGCUGACAAGAUUAUUCUAAAGCCAGUCAAAUGCCUUCCUACACAAGAAGAUCAUGUUGAAUAUUCUCUUGCAUCAGAGAGAAGGAGGUUAAGGUUGGACAAUGAAAAGGCUUUCAAUAAAUUAAUGCAGGAGACUCGUCUUCAAACUGAUGCAGCUAAUGGAAAUGACAGCUCGCUAGUAUCAACAGAAACUACUCGAGUAGAGAGCAUUGAGCUUGUCCUGCCGCCGCAUGCCAAUCACCAUGGCAACACUUUUGGUGGGCAAAUUAUGGCCUGGAUGGAAAAUGCAGCCAGUGUGGCAGCAAGUCGCCUGUGUGGGUUCUCUCCCAUCCUAAAGUCUGUUGAUAUGUUUAAAUUCAGAGGACCUUCUACUGUAGGGGAUCGACUGGUUUUCAAGGCUGUAGUCAACAACACUUUUCAAAAAAGUGUCGAGGUGGGAGUGAGGGUUGAAGCUUACAAUAUUGAAGAAUGGACUCAAGGAAAACCUCGGCACAUAAACAGUGCUUUCCUCAUCUAUAGUACUUCAGGAGUUGACAAUAGACAAUUUCCUGGUGUUAAAUAUACAACAAAGGAUGGGCUCCGACGAUAUGUGGGUGCAAUUGUUCGAAAACGAAUUAGGGUGGCCAGAAAACAUAUUCUUUCAUGUAAAGAAGAUGGUCCGCUGUCUGUGCCCUGGGAAAAAAGUAAUCAGGCAUAUUUAAGCUAUAAUAAUAUAGCUGCUCUUACUGUAUUGGCAGGAAGAAUUGGAUGGGAAAUAAACAUUUCACAGCCUAAGAUACGAACCUACAUGCAUGAAGAAUAUGAUUCUCUGUCAGUAAAGGUGGAAAUGGAUGUGAAUGUUUUGGCCAAAAAUUCCUUUUAUAUGUUGUCAGAUCUGAGCCUUCGACCUAAGUGGGACAAGCAUUAUUUGGACUGUAAAGAAGUUGAAUCAGUUGGUAAAGAUGAUCGACUUUAUCAUAUUAAAUGUCAAGAAGUCAACAAGGAAAAAGCCAGAGACUUUGUAGUGCUCAUGUCACGCAGACGGCCAUCCAAAGCAGGGGAAUCCUACAUUAUAGCAUUAAGGUCAGUCAUUGUGGCUUCAGUUCCCCCUGAUCCCGGAUACACAAGAAGUGAAGUUCUCUGUGCAGGCUUUGUUAUUGAUGGUGAUGCCAAUGAACAUUGUAAAGUGUCCUAUUAUAACCAGGUGACGUCUGGAGUGCUACCAUUUGUUGCUGGAACCCUGACAGGAUGGUCAAAAUCAGUGGAAGAAACUGCUUUAUCGUGUAUCAGAUUUCUGGAAAGUGUUCAGAGUGUGGCAUUUUGACAGACUGAGAACGUCUUUUAAGGAGAGUAUUGGGAUUGGAAAAGGAAGGUGAUGGGGUGUGGCUGAGGACCCCCCAACUUUUUUAAGCAUUUUCUCCUUGAUUUAAUAUAUUAUUCAAAUAUUGACUUAUCCUUUUCCACAGUAGAAUUGGUAUAGAAUCUACAUGAGGUCGUACUGGUCAAAUAUCUCGGAACAGUGUACUGUAUCACCUGUUUGUGCAUCUGAAUUUAAAGGUGGUUAUUGAAGAUUCAGUUGAGCAAUGCUGCUUCACGGUUCCAAGAUCAAAGGUUUGAUUCCAGUCUUGUCCAGUUCCCUAAAUGGAGAGUUCACUUUUUUCUGUUUUAAUGUCGAUUUUUUCUUCUGGUAUGCUGGUUUUUCACACAUCCGAAAAUCAUGCAUGUUAGGUUUAUUUAAAUUGUCUUAUUAUGAUUGUGUGCAAGUGCAAAUGUGUUUGGUUAGCAAGGAUUCUAUCCUAGAUUGUUUUUUGUUUGUUUCUAAUGCUGUUGGGAUAGGAUAUGGCUCCUUUCAAUACUGGAAAAAAAGGAUAGAUUUCAAAGAUUCAGUUUUAAAAGUGGCCAUGAGCACUGAAUAAACCAGGAAUAAAAGGGAAUAAGAAAGAAAUUAAAGGGAACUUCAUUAUAAUAUUAGACUGUAAGAAACCAAGUUCAUUUCAUAAAUGUUCUUUUUUGAUAAUUUAA